Molecule: messenger RNA, 4959 nt
Organism: Euleptes europaea (tarantolino)
Lineage: Eukaryota; Metazoa; Chordata; Lepidosauria; Squamata; Sphaerodactylidae
Gene: ARHGEF18
Product: Rho/Rac guanine nucleotide exchange factor 18
Exons: 34
Coding region: 1-4959 (1652 amino acids)
Biological process (GO): small GTPase-mediated signal transduction
Molecular function (GO): guanyl-nucleotide exchange factor activity
Source: RefSeq, a predicted model, not a curated record
AUGGUUCGGACCCCAUCCCCAGCAGGUCAGCCUGCGUUUGCCACGGAACGGACGCUGCCUGCCCGCCCGCCGGUCCGCGGCAGCUGCGAGGCGCUGUGGGGCAGCCCCAUGGCCGACUCGCUGCUCAACCACUCGUGGCCCUCCUUCUCGCGCCGCUGGAUGAAGCGCUGGUCCUUCAAGCGAGGGUCCGAGUGCAAGCCGGCUGCGCGAGGAGUCACCAGCAGCGCCGGCGCCGUCCCUGCCUCCGGCUUCAGCAGCCCAGAGGCCCUGUCGCCUUCCUUGGUCGCGGAGGAUGAAGUCUUCUUUGGCAGCAUGGCGGAGGAAAGGGAGGACACCUCUUCUCCGGAAGCAGAGCCGGGCCUGGCCAACAUGCACAGCAGCACGGAGGACCUCCUCUCCCUGGACUCUGCCCUCCAGGGCUCGGAGUAUUACAAGGAUCUCGGACUCGCGGGGCCCAUGGAGGCUGGCGGAGGGGCCCCUGCUCUGGCGCUGCCGCCAGAACGGCCAUCGCCCGUGGCGCCCGGCUUUUGGCCACUGACGGAGAGGCCCGGGGUCUGGGCAGAGACGCUGCCCGGCCUCGCCGGCCCCACUCCGGCCCCGGGGAAGGCUCGCCACUACCUGGACGAGGACUGCGCUUGCUCGUGCGGCUCUGGGCACCAGCGGGGCCUCGCCCGAGGGGCCCCGGAGUCGCAGGAGGGGGAGGAACCUUUUCCGGCACCUGCCGGAUCUCUGCCUGCCUCGCAAAGGCCCAGCUGGGGAAGUCCCUCGCCUCCCAUGGAGGACCCGGGCAGGUUAAGCGUGGAUACCUCGGAGGCAGGGAGGGAGGACAAGGCGAGAAGCCAGCUGCAUACGUCCCUGCAGUUGCCCUGUGCCGGGCUGGCUACUUGGACAGGCGGCUCGGUGAUCCAAGUGGAGGUGGAGCCCUUGUGCCUGGACCUCGGCUUCCGGCUGGAGCCUGGCGACGUGGAUUUUGGCAGCAGCGGGAAGCGGCUGAGGGCCACGUCUGCCCCACCUCCCUGUGGCAGCGUCCCCACUCUUCAAAUCUGCCCAAGCCCAGAGCCCUCCCUCUCGGUCACUCUAGAGUUUGUGCCGCCCCCUGCGCUGGAGAAAAUCGAAAAGGAGCUCAUGGCCCCCGAACAAGCGCUGAUAGUUCAGCAAGUGCUGGCAGAACUAAAGCAACACCACAGGAAUGAGGAGGCUGCUGGGAAGACUGACAAAGGUGAGAGGACCACCAAGGUGAAGAGACGCCUCAGCAACUUGCGCAGCCGCGUCACUGGCUCUUGGCAGAAGGAGAAGGGUAAGGACAAAGACUGUGAGCAGGAGGCAAAGGAGGAGUGGCAGGGGAAGUCUCGCUUGCGCUGCCCUGACGACGGCAAAGAAGCAGCGACAUCCCGCGAGAGCACGUACUCUCGCGAGGAGAGAAGGGGCCCGUGGGAGGGCGCUGUCGUCGCCGGACUCUCGCGAGGCCUUGUGUGUGGGCGGGGCCUCCGCGGCGCCGAUUCGUCCCCCUCCCCGCCGGAGAUCUCGCGGUGUUUGCGCCCUCGCGCCUCAGAGCUCAGGCGGGUGGGAGAAGCUUCCCUGAGGAUGAGUGUCAACAGACAUUCCCUGGGAACAGAGUCCUCGCCCCUGUUGGCCGGUUCAGCCUGUUCGCUGCAAGGACACAGCGUGCAGAAGCCCGGGCAUUCGCUCGGCUCCGUCUUGUGUGAAUUACACUGCUCUGCAAACGUCCCCAGGACCGGCAGAAGCCUUCUGGCUGAAUGCAGCAGCGCCAGGCCCCAGCAAAAGGAUUUGCAGCUCCAGCCCCCAGGCUCCCCCCAGAGUUGGCACCAGAGCGCCUCUCCAGUCCCCUCUCUCAAGGAGCAUCCUCGAAGCGCCCUCCUGGGCUCGGAUGGCACCCCUGGCCUGCCCUGGAGUCUCGGCAUGACCGUUGUGCCAAGGGGGAGCUCACCAACUCCACCGAGCACUGCUGUCGGGAAGACGGGACUAAUUGGUGGAGAGAUGGAUGAGGCGGAUUCUGGGCUCCUGAGAUUCAAGCCGCCCUCUGAGGAUGGGGUCUCCCUGGCCCCUUCAACGGCAGACUCUGUGCUUGUGGAAGAUGCUUACUUGGCCUCCUUGCGGCAUGAGCUGGAGACGGACGCCCGAGAGUUUGAGGCCCAGUCGUGGAGCCUGGCGGUUGAGCAGCCGUACGCCAGGCAGCAGGAGCGGGAGAUCCUCAAGCGGCAGGACGUCAUCUAUGAACUGAUGCAGACGGAAAUGCACCAUGUCCGGACCCUCAAGAUCAUGCUGAAGGUCUACUUGCGAGCCAUGAGGGAGGAGCUGCAGCUCAGCAAUGCCGUCCUCCACCGCCUCUUCCCCUGCGUGGAGGAGCUGCUGGACCUCCACUGGGCGUUCCUUUCCCAGCUGAAGGAGCGCCGGAAGGAGGCCCUGGAAGAAGGCAGCGAGCGAAACUACGUCAUCCAGAGGAUCGGGGACCUCUUGGUGCAGCAGUUUUCAGGGGAGACGGGGGAACGGAUGAGGGAGAAGUACGGGGUCUUCUGCAGCAGCCACGGCGAGGCUGUGAUCUACUACAAAGAGCUGAUGCAGCAAAGCAAGAAAUUCCAGAACUUGAUCAAGAAAAUCAGCAAUUCUUCCAUUGUCAGGAGACUUGGGAUCCAGGAAUGUCACCUCCUUGUCACGCAGCGCAUCAUGAAGUACCCAGUCUUGGUCGAGCGCAUCAUUCACAACACCGAAGCUGGCACCGAAGAGUACGAGGCCCUGACCCAGGCGCUGCAGCUGAUCAAGGAGGCCAUCACUGCUGUCGACGCCAAAGUGAAUGAGUGCGAGAAAGCGCAGCGCCUCCGGGAGCUGGUGGCCAGGAUGGAGCUCAAAUCUUCGGGGAAGUUCCGAAAUGGACUGGUCUUCCGGAAGGAGGACAUGCUCCAGCGGCACCUCCUGAGCGAUGGGGUGCUGUCCUGGAAAGCGGCCUCGGGGCGCCUGAAAGAGGUUCUGGCCGUUCUGCUGACAGACGUGCUUCUGCUGCUACAAGAGAAGGACCAGAAGUACACCUUUGCAUCUGUGGAUUCCAAGCCGCCAGUGAUCUCCUUGCAGAAGCUGAUAGUUCGCGAAGUGGCCAACGAGGAGAAGGCCAUGUUCUUGAUAAGUGCCUCCAUGAAAGGACCCGAGAUGUACGAAAUCCACACCAGCUCCAAGGAGGACCGGAAUUUCUGGAUGGCACAGAUCCGCCGGGCGGUGGAGAACUGCCCUGAUGAGGAAGAAAGGAUACCUGCUGAUCCCGAGGAGGAGAGGAAGCAAGCCGAAGCAAGGGCAGCUAAGCUGAAGGAAUUCCACGACCGCCUGCGGGUGAAAGACGACCUGAUAGUGCAGAGCCUGAACGAGAAGCAGCAGAUCUACUCGGAGAUGGCGGAGAUGAACGGCUUUGAGGAGGCGCCCCUGGCGCCCCGGCCCUGGCUCAUCUGCCGGACGGAGUCUCCCGAGGAGCUGCAGGGGGAGGCCCUCGUCAAGCAGGCAGUGACUGAAGCGGAGAGCAUCCAGAACUUGAUCUUCACCCAGCUGAGGAGUGCAGCCUCUCACCCAGAGGAAGGCUGUGGGUCGGGGGCACUGAGGCGAGCGGAGACCUUCGGGGGCUACGACAGUGCCACGGCUGGUCUGGCCAAAACUGGCAGCUUCAAGAAGAAGGUGUGUAGUGGAGACCAGUGGUUGCGGGAGCGCCGAGGCCUCCUGGCCAACCCGGAUGUGCCACUGCAGGAGCUUCCUUCCGCCGUCAACGAAGGGCCCGAACAAGUGAAGCUGCCUUAUGUGGAGUGGGACCCCCGGCCUCAGCUGGCCGUGGAGUCCGAGCUCGUUCAAAGGAUACAGGUGCUCUUGCGGUUGCUUCUCAGCCUACAGGCGGUGAUGGCACAACAAGACAGCUACGUGGAAAUGCAGCAGAGCAGCCUCCUGGACCGCGAGAAGCAGUUCCGCCUGCAGUCGACGCGGGGCAGCCUGCUGCUGGAACAGGAGCGGCAGCGCAACUUCGAGAAGCAGCGGGAGGAGCUGGCCAACGUGCAGAAGCUGCAGAGCCAGCUGAAGGCUGAGCAGCAGCGCUGGGAGCGGGAGCGCGACCGCCAGCGGCGCGAGAUGGAGGCGGCCGAGGCCCAGGGGCAGGAGCGCGAGGAGGCCACACGGCAGCUGCAGGCCCGCCUGGGCCAGGAGAGGGAGGAGCUGGAGCGGCAGCGGGAGGCCUACCAGCAUGACCUGGCCCGCCUGCGGGAGGCCCAGCGGGCCGUUGAGAAGGAGCGCGAGCGCCUGGAGCAGUUGCGGAAGCUGAAGAAGCAGACGCCGCCACCGGGGCCGGGCCCCUCCUCUCCCGACAUGGGCUCCGGUCACGCCCUGACCCAUUCGGUCAGCUUCAACGGGGAAGGGCUGGAAGGAAGCGUGCCCCCUGGGAAGCCCUGUGGGCGGGCCAGCGUCUCUGGGGCGGACUACCUGGAGCGGACAGAGCUGGCCCGGCGUGACAGUGCCGCGGCGGAGGGGCGCCCCAUGCUGCCCCUCAAGAACGAGGUGCCGAUCCAUCUCUUGAGCGCUACCAACCAGAUCCAGAAGCAGGCGGCUGUGCAGCAGCAGAUCCCCACCAAGCUGGCAGCCUUCACCAAGGGCAGCAAAGAGAGAGGCAGCCGGCCGGGCAAGGCCUCCCAGCGGGCCGACAGCUCGGCAUCAGUCGACCUGAGGCAGCUGCUCACCCCACGGCUGGCUGGGAGGGAGGAGUCCGUGUCCCGCAGCAGACAGUCAGCCAGCCCGGUCUUUCUCCACAGCCAGAACGCAGCCUUCCCACCAGACCCGCCUGGCUCCGCAGAGAGUCACCCGGAAGCGCUGCUGCUCCUCCCCCCGACCGGCCUUUCCAAGCCCAACAGCACCCACGCCCUUCCGCCCACCCAGGAUGAUGCCUCCACCGCCGCUAGCGAGGACAUUAUCUUCUUCUAA